CUGAGAGUGAAGUCUGAGUUGAGGACGGACUGAGACGGAGAAGAGACGACGGACAGCGGAGAUGAAAUUUAUGGAAAAAAAUUGUCAAAUAGGUAUUUAUUGUGUUUCCAAGAGAGACAUUUUGUUUUCCAGCUGUUUCAUUUCACAACUUUAAUUUUUCCUUUUCCAGUCGGACUCCGCUGAUGACCUCAAAGACAAAAGAGAGGAAUAUUUUCUCCCUGAAACAGUGAAUAUAAACACUAAUCUUCUACCUCACCCUCAGGAUUAUGGUGGAGUUUGUUCUAUCUGAGGAUCUGAAGGAGGAUCAAAAUGCUGAAAUGUAAAGUUCACAGUUCUCUCUGCCGCCUGUGGUUCACCUCACUGCUGCUGCUGCUGCUGCUCCGGGAUCUGAGCAGUGCAGCUCCCACAGAGACCCAGUCUGUCCCAUGUAGCAUCUCUGUAUCUGAAUCAGUAUCCAGCCUGGACUCCAUCUCACUUACUGUCAAAACAUCUGGACCAAACUGCUCCUUCACCGUGACCUCUCCAGACGCCGGAGCAGACGGCGCUGAGUGUAGAAGAAACAGAGGAGGAGGAGAUGAGGAGGAAGAGACUAAUGAGAUUAGAGGAAGGGAGGGAGGAGAGGAGGAGGAGGCGAAGGAGGGGAUGGGAGCUAACUAUCUGGGAACAAACCAGUCAGAAGUCGAGGAUGGAGGGAACAAGGAGAUGGGAGGUGUCUUCACCUGCAUGUUGGAUCACUUGGAGCCUGGAACCACCUACCAGCUGCAGAUUCAGUCCCAGAGAGAUGAGGAGACGGCUAACUUCACCCUGCACACCAGGCCGUCGGCGGUGAGCGGCCUGAUGGUGACCUCCAUGACCAGCAGCAGCCUGGGUCUUUCCUGGCAGGCCGGGCCAGGCAGGACGCAACGCUUCAGACUGCAGCUGUGGGAUGAAACAGGUCUGCUGAGGAACGAGACGUUAGAGAGCACGGCGACGCAACACACACUCCUCGACCUGACGCCGGGCUGGCUGUACAACGUUACCAUGGUGACGGAGGCCGGCGGGUUGCAGAACAGCCAGACGACGGCGGCUCAGACAGUUCCCGCCGCCGUCUCCAACCUCACCGCUGACCACAACGACAGCACCAGCUUGUUGUUGUCAUGGCAACAGCCCGAAGGCGCCCUGGACGUGCUCGUCGUCACCCUCUCGACCAAUGGCACGAGCUUCUGGGAGGCGACGCUUCCCCCGGACGUCACAGAGGUUGCCGUCGAUCAGCUGACUCCCGGCUCGGCCUAUCAGGUUGCGGUGACAUCCAGGAGCAGCAACCUGACGAGCCAGUCAGAAAUCACCAUCAGGACAGCUCCGGCGGCGGCGUCCCUCCUCUCCCUGUCACCCUCCUCCUCCGAUGGACUCCUCCUGUCUUGGAUGCCUCCUGCUGGCCGCUGGGAGAGCUACAGGCUCUUCCUGUUGGACGGCUCCCAGCAGUUAGUCAGCGCCGCUCUGGACCGAGAGGCAACAAACGUCAGCUUCCCUGGGACGGGACUAACGCCUGGGAGGCUGUACAGAGCUGUGCUGAGAGUGGAAAGUGGAGGAGUGACGGCUGAGAGCAGCUGUGAAGGAGCGACAGCUCCGGCCGUGGUGUUGGACCUCCACCUACGGCACACAGACGAGACCUCGCUCAGCGCCAUGUGGAGCCACGCCCCUGGGUCACGUGACGGCUACUUCCUGACCAUUCGCCACGGUAACGUCACUGUGGACACCAGGGAGGUGGAGCCUAACAUGAGGGAGUGCACGUUCAACGUCCUCACACCUGGGAGGCAGUACACCAUCACCGUGACAACCAGGAGCUGGAAACUGAACACCUCUGUGUCUCUGGAGGGGAGGACAGUUCCCAUGGCGUUGCGUACCAUCACUCUAAGAAGCUCCGGGGUCAACAGCUUCCAGGCAUCAUGGGAAAAACCACCAGGAGACGUGGACUCGUUCACAUUGACUCUGCUGCAGGACAGCGUCGUAGUUCAGAACCACAGCGUUCCAGUCGGUUCUUCUUCUCUGCUGCUGGCCGGUUUGACUCCUGGCGCCUUAUACAGGCUGCAGGCCGCCACCGUCAGCGGAGGCCUUCAGUCUAAAAGCACCAGUCUGGAGGGACGCACCGCACCGGCGUCGGUCUCCGAGGUAACCGUUGCUAACGGCGGUGGGUCGGACGCCCUGCAGGUGUCGUGGAGCCCGGCGGCGGGCGUGGUGGACAGCUACCUUGUCCGUCUUCAGGACGGUAGUCGAACUGUCCACACGCUGGCCGUGUCCCGCUCCUCGCCGCCCGAGUGCUCCUUCAGCUCGCUGGUCGCCGGGCGACUUUACUCUGUCGUCAUAGUGACAAGGAGCGGCAGCCUGGAGAACGCCACCAUGGUUCAAGCACAAACACAACCUGCUACUGUACAAAACCCAACAGCUGUCCACUCUGCAAGAGACGACUUCCUGAAGGUGUACUGGCGUCACGCCGCUGGAGAUUUGGACCGCUACGUGGUUCUGAUCCGUUACAACAACAGCGUCCUGCAGAACAAGAGCGUCUCCGCCGGGCACAACGAGUGCGUCUUCUCGUCUCUGUCGCCAGGGAGACUCUACACCGUCACCGUGGAGACCUGGAGCGGGCACUACGUCAGCAGCGUCUCCACCGACGGGCGCACCUUUCCAGCAGCUGUUGGAGAUCUGUUACUCGGCAACGUAGGGACAGGUGAUCUGACCGUCACCUGGAGCCCCGCCCCCGGCGAUGUGGACCACUAUGAGGUGACUCUGCUCUUCAACGACACUCGAGUUUUCCCUCCGGUCACGUUGGGCAGCAAGGUGCGACGCCACCGGCUGACCUCUCUGACCCCCGGGCGUCUGUAUAAGAUUGUGGUGUCAACGUUCAGCGGACCGUACCAGAGAGCUCAGUUCAUCGAGGGACGCACAGUCCCCAGUGCAGUCGGGAACCUCCACCUGGUUCCUCGCUCUGUUGCUGGGCUGCUGAUCUCCUGGACGCCCGGAGACGGAGACCUGGACAUGUACAUCGUCUCCCUGUCCACAGUCGGCGUCGUCAUUGAGACUCGCCCCGUCCCUAAACACAUCUCAUCCCUGGACUUCCUUGAUCUGACCCCAGGCCACGCCUACACCAUCACCGUCCAAUCACUGAGCGGGAUGCUGACCAAUAGCAACACGGCCACCGGCAGGACCGCUCCGGCUAGAGUCACGGCGCUGCAGGCGGAUAACGACCACACCACACACAGUCUGACCGUCAGCUGGGAGAGGCCCGUGGGCAUGUACGACGGCUACAGUCUGCAGUUACUGGACGAGGCCGGAAUCCUUCUGGCCAACCGGUCGGUCUCUGUGGAGAGUCGGAGUGAGCGUCUGGAGGGUCUGACAUCAGGGAGGUGGUACAGAGUGAAGGUGGCGACGCUCAGCGGCGGCGUCUCGUCGCUGGAUGCCACAGCAGAGGGUCAAACUCGUCCGUCUGCCGUCAGUAAUCUCACCGUCACGUCGGCCACCUCCUCAUCUCUCUCCUUCUCCUGGCGUCCCUCGGACGGCCACGUCGACAUCUAUGAUCUGUCGCUCUACAGCGUUGCUGAGGCAACAGCCAAUCACAGGCAGGACGCUGCCGGGAGCAGGAAGGAGCAUCAACAGGCGGCGGGCGAGCCAGUGGACCUGCAGAAGGUCGGUCCAGCUGCAGACAGCUGUGUGUUCUCCGGCCUGCGAGCAGGAAGUCUGUACAGACUGCAGGUGGUGAGCUGGAGCCGAGGAAUGAGCAGCGACUCGUCUGUGAUGGCCAGAACCGUCCCGUCUUCAGUCUCGUCUCUCCAGGUUCAGAUUUCAGGACGGACGGACAGACUGACGGUCAGCUGGCAGCACGGAGAGGGAGGCUGGAGCAGCUACCAGGUGGUUUUAUACGACGCUUCUGGAACCACUCUGGGAGCCCAGACGCUCGGGGCGGAGCACAGGAGUCACAUGUUCUCUGGACUCUUCCCUGGUAGGCUGUACCGCGCUGAGGUCAUCACACACAGCGGGGAACUGACCAAUAACAUCUCAGUCUUUGGACGCACCGCUCCAGAACCGCCCACCCGCCUGUCAGUGAAACAAGGCCCGACCAACGACACGGUAGAGCUGUCGUGGUCCGGUCCCGACUCCGGCGACUAUGACAGCUUCAGCCUGCAGUGGACGCCUCCAGACCGCCUGUCAGUCACAGACACUCACCUGACCAGCCGCAUCCUGGGCGAGAUGUUUCCGGGGCGACAGUACAACUUCACCGUGGCGACCAUCAGUGGGGGCGGAGCCAGGGGUCCGCCCCUGGUCAGGAGCCAGCCAAUCCAGAGAAACGUCAGGACAAGCCCGUCUCCUCUGAAGUCCAUCCACUGCUUCCCUCUCUCCUCCUCCUCCCUCUCCUGCUCCUGGUCGCCUCCUCUCUCCGACUUCGACUCCUACGAGGUCGAGUGCCGUCGCCACGACGACGGGGAGCUGACCUCGGCGCUGCGGCUGGCGGGGGGCGUCACCGCGGUAACGCUGGACCACUUGGAGGCAUACAGGAAGUACUCGGUGACGGUCAGAGUGGCGUCGGCCGGACAGACGAGUCAGCCGGCAACGCACACGACAGUUACCAUGAUAGAUCGCCCUCCGGUCCCACCCCCGAGCGUUCGUGUUGGUGAGAAGUCAUCGAAGGUCACGCCGUCCUCCAUCUUGUUCCGCUUCAACUGCUCCUGGUUCAGCGACGCCAACGGAGCCGUGCGAUACUUCGCCGUGAUCGUGGCCGAGUCUGACGCCAAUGAGAUGCUGCAGCCGGAGCAGCGCCACCCUCUGCCCUCCUACCGCGACUACAUCAGCAACUCCUCCGUCAGAGCGUAUCAGACCGCCUACUUCUCCAGCCGCUGUCCGCAGGACGCCGACGCCGCCGCUGGACAGGUGGUGGAGGUGAACCUGGGGGCAGGAGGGGAUCGGCUGGGCGGGGCCUGUGACCGUUACCAUGACGACGACCUCUAUCUGAGCGACAGCUACGGCGGCUUCUGUGACGGGCCGCUGAAAGCCAAAACCUCCUACAGGCUGAGCGUGCGAGCGUUCACCAGACUGUUUGAUGAAAACCACCGAGAGUUUCCUCAGCCGCUCUUCACCGACACCUACCUGUCCACGCCGCUCAGGACGCACUCAGAGCCUCUCGGUGGCGUCGUGGAGGGUUUGAGUGCCGGGAUGUUCCUGAUCGGGAUGAUGGUGGCUGUCGUUUCUCUGCUCGUCUACAGACAGCGGCUACGCAAAGUGGCGGUGCAGGAGAACCCGGUGGUGAGGAUGAGUAUGUGGAAAGAAGUUCCAGCUUCAGGAUUAUAUCUGGGAGUCAGGAGUAAUCGUCGGGUCACCAGUCCCAUCAAAGCCUGCCACUUUGAGUCCCAUCUGACUAAACUACAGGCCGACUCCAACUACCUGCUGUCUGAGGAGUUCGAGGAUCUGAAGGACGUAGGACGCAACCAGACGAUGGACGUCGCCCGUCUGCCGGAGAACCGAGGAAAGAACCGCUACAACAACAUCCUGCCAUAUGAUUCUACCAGAGUGAAGCUGGCGUACCUGGAGGACGACCCCUGCUCUGACUACAUCAACGCCAGCUACAUACCUGGUAAUAACUACCGCAGGGAGUACAUCGCCACCCAGGGCCCGCUGCCCGGCACCAAGGACGAUUUCUGGCGGAUGGUGUGGGAGCACAGCGUCUACAACGUCGUCAUGGUGACGCAGUGUGUGGAGAAGGGACGGGUAAAGUGUGACCAGUACUGGCCUGCAGACAGAGAGCCUCUGUACUAUGGUGACCUGGUCAUUCAGAUACUGUCUGAGUCCGUCCUGCCGGAGUGGACCAUCAGAGAGUUCAAGAUCACCUCGGAGAGCGGCUGCAGUUACCCUCGAGUGCUGCGUCACUUCCACUACACUGUGUGGCCCGACCACGGAGUCCCAGAGAGCACCCAGUCCCUGAUCCAGUUCGUCAGGACGGUCCGGGACUACGUGGACCGAUCACCCAGCACCGGAGCCACCGUGGUGCACUGCAGUGCUGGUGUUGGCCGUACAGGGACGUUCAUCGCCUUGGAUCGGGUUCUGCAGCAGUUGGACUCUAAAGGAACCAUCGACCUGUACGGCAGUGUGUUCGACAUCCGGCUGCACCGCCAACACAUGGUCCAAACUGAGUGCCAGUAUUCCUUCCUUCACCAGUGUGUGCGGGACGUCCUGAGAGCCAGGAAACAUCGCAGUGAACAGGAGAAUCCUCUCUACCCCAUCUACGAAAACUUCAACCCCGAGUACUGCCGCGAUUUCAUCUACACUGGACGCUGAACAGACGAUGACAUCCAUCUGAUCAAGAGAGAAGAAACGUUGCUACGUUAGCUCAUUCUGACUAUUAAAACUAUCUGAGUUAACAGAGACUGUUGGCUUUACAUCACACACAACAGGAAAAAUACAGCAAUGUCUAAAAGUAAGCAAGUAAAGAAAACAUAAAUUAUAUGAGAGAUUUGUGGUUAACACACAAUAAGUCACAUUUACUGUCACUGCUUUUACAUCAAGUUCGUGACAAGUUUAACGCCAACAGAACUACAGAAAAUAAACUGAAGCUUUAAACAAUCUGUGACUCCAGUUUUCAGAGUAAACAGAAAACAUAUUUGAGUGUUUGCUGGGAUUACAGGGAAGCUUCUUUUAUUAGCUACAGUUCUAAUCAGUUAAUUCAUAUUUUGUUCAAUUUGUGACCUGAUGGCGACUUUUUAAAGUCAAAAGUGUCACAACAAAAUGUUUAAAACAAUGUUGGAGAUGAAUCCUAUCAAUUAAUGGUUUUCUUAAGUGUUGAAGGGAAACACGGGUUGAUCUCAGGUUGUUGGUGGUUAUUAAAGACGUGUUCAAAUCUGAUGUUAGCUUGCAGUUAUAUCCUUAAUAUAACUGACUGAUCACAGGGAAGGAAAGAGCCAUCUAUUUUUUCUAUAAUAAUGUUCUCACUCACUGCUCCAUAUAAGCUGUUUAUUUAAAAAGUUACACAUAUUGCUGUAUGUAAAUAUUGGUGUAAUAGUCUUUUUUAUAUAUGAUUAUAUAUAUAUAUAUAUAUGUCUCAAUCAUUUUUAUGCUGUGUAAUAUUGAAGUAUUUCCAUUUAUGAAAUCAACAAUUGUCAAGUAGCUGCAAGAAAUUAUAACCUGCUGUAUUCAGACAUUUACUCAAACAUUAAAUGGUUAAUUUCUCAAAACAGAAAUGCUUUAAAACAGUCAAUUUUUUUUAUAAAGUUGUUCAUGAACUUAAAACUUCUAAAAUAAAUGUCUGAAUACAAGGCAGGAACUCCCCUUUUUCCCUAUUUUCUGUCUUUUUUUUUUUAAAUACAUUAAUAAAUCACUGGAGUUCAGUGUCAAAAUAUUUCAGAAAUUUGUGACAUGUAAUGUCUGAAAAGUUCACAUUUGCAAAUCCAACAUUUGGAGAACCCUCUUCUGUUUCUGUUUGGUUCGACUGCUGGAGGAAUUUCAGGGUUUUUACAUGAUUUCUGCUCAUAUAAUAUCUGUUUUCUGGAUUAAAUUCUGAGGAUAUAAUGAUCAUUAUUUUUUAAUCACAGAAGUGUACAGGGCUGGGCAAUUCCUCAAUAUUAUUGUUUUUCUGUCAGUGCAAACAAUACGUGAAACUAUGAUAUGCAUACAUAUUCUUUUAUUUUGUACUUAAAGACUAACAAAAUUAGUUAUUAAAUGUUCUGAUUACUCAUUUCUGAUGUGAUAGAUAAUACCAGUUUGAUUAUUUGAUAUAUGAUUUAGCAUACAUUUGUCAUAUAUUAUUAUAUAUUCAUAUUAGAAAUAUAUUUUAUUGAUAUUAUAUCCCCCAGCCCUCUGAGAAUGUAAAUCAGUUUUUAUAGCUUGCUGUCAGAUCACUGUAAACUGGAUUAUUACGUGCGAAUUAAAAGUAGCUGCAAAACUAA
Messenger RNA from Sebastes umbrosus (honeycomb rockfish), 7904 nucleotides. It is a transcript of the gene ptprb, whose product is annotated as protein tyrosine phosphatase receptor type b. Gene Ontology annotation, molecular function: protein binding; protein tyrosine phosphatase activity. The transcript is spliced from 40 exons. Gene Ontology annotation, biological process: protein dephosphorylation. The record is from RefSeq and is a predicted model, not a curated record. The coding region runs from base 310 to 6300 and encodes 1996 amino acids. Lineage: Eukaryota; Metazoa; Chordata; Actinopteri; Perciformes; Sebastidae.